This is a messenger RNA of Oldenlandia corymbosa var. corymbosa, 774 nucleotides long. Lineage: Eukaryota; Viridiplantae; Streptophyta; Magnoliopsida; Gentianales; Rubiaceae. The record is from the annotation of a GenBank genome assembly.
AUGCAGACCAAGGAUCCUGUUGUUUGUGGCAUCACUUCUCUUGGUAUGGAUCACAUGGAAUCAUUAGGAUAUGCACUUGGGGAAAUUGCUACUCAAAAAGCUGGAAUUCUCAAGCCUCAAGUCCCAGCAUUCUCUGUACCACAGCUCUCAGAGGCAAUGGAUGUUCUCCAUGAGAAGGCGAACAAACUGAUGGUUCCUCCCCUUGAAAAUGAAAAGAUCAAUGGGAUAAAGCUGAGUUUGGUAGGUGACACCAGUACACCAAUGCUGCACUUGCGGUCUCUCCUUGUAAAAGUUGGCUUUGAACUUACAAAUGUUUUGUGGUGGUCACUAAUAGCUUCUCAAACAGGACAAGCGAAUAGAUGGUUCACCGGAGCCAUUCCUAAGGGUUUUUCAACUGCACGCCUCUCUGGAAGAGCACAGGUGGUUUUUGACUGCUCCAGCUCCUCAAAUCUGUCCAUGACCAAUGGAGAGACUUCUGGAGAUUUGAUCUUCUAUUUGGAUGGAGCUCAUAGUCCUGAGAGCAUGGAAGCCUGCGGUAGAUGGUUUUCCAGUGUUAUAAAUGACGUCAAAGAUCAAGCAUUUCCACAUUCUUGCUCGGAGCCUGGAACUGGGAAAACAAUAUUGGAAAACAGUUUCAGGAAUAAUGGAAACCAAACGACCGACAAGAUAUCAAAGCAGGAUUCAGAUGUAGAUGUGGUUGAUGCAUUUUCAAAGAAAGGUCCUUCACAUGGAAAAAAGGAACCGCAGACUCCUGCAGCUCAGCCUCAAGCAUGA